Molecule: messenger RNA, 1461 nt
Organism: Rotaria sp. Silwood1
Lineage: Eukaryota; Metazoa; Rotifera; Eurotatoria; Philodinida; Philodinidae
Source: the annotation of a GenBank genome assembly
AUGAAAUGUCAUUGUAAAUAUUGUUUACCACGUUUUUUUUGUCAAACAAUAAAUGAAAAUGAUUUUUGUUAUUAUCGACAUUCAAUAAAAACGAAUGGUACUAAUGAUUUUGGAUGUAUUCAAAGUGAUGUUGCUCGUUUUUUAUGCAAUACAACUGAUGCGAAUUAUCGAACUGAAUGUUGUUCUUCAUUCUUUUGUAAUAUUAACUAUCAAGAAUCAAUUACAUCAUCAAUACCUACUAUUAAAUCAAUAAAAUCUAAUGAUACUAAUUUAUUAAAUACAAUUAUUAUCAUAGGUACUAUUUUUUUUAUUAUAUUAUUAAUUAUAAUAAUCUAUUAUUCAUAUAAACGAAAAUUUAAAAGUUUUUGGUCAACAUCAAAUAGUUUUAUUGAUGAUAAAAAUAAUUUUCAAUCUCAAAUUAAAAAAAAAUCUUCAAUUCUAUUUCCUAUUGAUUAUCAUUCAGAUACAAUAUCAUGGAAAACAAAUUCAUCAAAUAAUCAUCAUCAAAUUGUACCACUUGAAACUCGUCGUGUAAAUAAAGAAAUAACAUUUCUUGAACAAUUAGGUCAAGGACGACAUGCACGUGUUCGUCUUGGUCUUAUCGGUCAACAAUAUCGAGCAAUAAAAAUGUAUGAAACAAGAUUUCAAAAUGAAUUUGAACGUGAACGUACUAUUUUUGAAACUGAUCUUAUUCAACAUCCAAAUAUACUUGCUUUUUUUGGUGCUGAUUUUUAUGCUAAAAGUACUGAAACUUAUCAUAUGUUAAUAUUUGAAUGGCAUCCAUAUGGUACACUUUAUGAUGUUCUUCGAGAAAAUAAAAAUAAACAAUUUAUAACAAUUGAACAAUUAUUACAAUAUUCUAUAUCAUUAUGUGAUGGUCUUGCACAUUUACAUUCAAUUAAAUAUGGAACAAAUGAUAUAUGUAAACCAAAAAUGGCACAUUGUGAUAUAAAAAGUUCAAAUAUAUUAAUUAAACUUAAUGGUGAUUGUUGUUUAUCAGAUUUUAGUUUAGCUGUUCAAUGUGAUCCUCAUACACAAAUAAUACAAGGUGGUGGUAUUGAACGUUUUUAUCAUCGUGUUGGAACAAAACUUUAUAUGCCACCUGAAUUACUUGAUAGAAAUAGUAAAUUUAAUUUUGAUCGUAUAAAUUCAUAUCAACAAGGUGAUAUGUAUUCAUUAGCACUUGUUCUAUGGGAAAUAGGAAAUUGUUGUUGUUCAUUAAUACAUAUAAGACCAUAUGAAAAUCAAUUAUCAAUUAAUUUUAAUCUUGAUGAUCUUAUUCAACUUAUUUUAAUCGAACAAAAACGUCCAAUAUGUUGUAUAAAUACAUCAGAUAAAAUUCUUAUAUCAUUUUUUAAUUUACUUGAUUUAUAUUGGUGUCAAGAUCCAUAUGCACGUCAAUCGGCAGCUAAUCUACAAGAUCAACUUCGACAAUUACGUCCAAUAAAUAAAUCUUCCUAG